Molecule: messenger RNA, 2118 nt
Organism: Salmo salar (Atlantic salmon)
Lineage: Eukaryota; Metazoa; Chordata; Actinopteri; Salmoniformes; Salmonidae
Product: 14-3-3 protein epsilon
Source: RefSeq, a predicted model, not a curated record
AUUGGGGCACGGUGGCGUCAUGGAUUGCGUUGGUUUCCCGGAUGGAGUUCCGACGCCAUCUUUACACCAGUGCUGCUGCUACCGGUAGCUAGAGAGUGGGGACGCUGCAGUUGCUCCACUAAGAACCGCCGACUGAGACAGACAUACACAAGUUCGAUCGGCUCUCCCUCCGCACAUCAUCGACAGUCUGACCCAGAACACCAUGGCAGAUCGAGAGCAUUUAGUAUACCAGGCCAAACUCGCCGAACAAGCUGAGAGAUACGAUGAAAUGGUGGAGUCCAUGAAGAACGUGGCGGGCAUGGACGUGGAGCUGACGGUGGAGGAGCGGAACCUGCUGUCGGUGGCGUACAAGAAUGUGAUCGGAGCCAGAAGAGCAUCCUGGAGGAUAAUCAGCAGCCUUGAACAGAAGGAGGAGAACAAAGGAGGUGAAGACAAACUGAAGAUGAUCCGGGAAUACAGGCAAACGGUGGAGACUGAGCUGAAAUCAAUCUGUAAUGACAUUCUGGAUGUACUGGACAAGCACCUCAUUCCAGCAGCAAACACUGGAGAAUCGAAGGUUUUCUACUACAAAAUGAAGGGAGACUACCACAGGUACCUGGCAGAGUUUGCCACGGGCAACGACCGAAAGGAGGCGGCAGAGAACAGCUUGGUUGCGUACAAAGCUGCAAGCGACAUCGCCAUGAUCGAACUCCCACCGACACACCCCAUCCGCUUGGGACUGGCGCUCAACUUCUCCGUAUUUUAUUAUGAAAUCCUCAAUUCCCCCGACCGCGCAUGCAGGUUGGCGAAGGCGGCGUUUGACGAUGCCAUUGCAGAACUGGACACGCUGAGCGAGGAGAGCUACAAGGACUCCACACUCAUCAUGCAGUUGCUACGCGACAACCUGACACUAUGGACUUCAGAUAUGCAGGGAGACGGUGAAGAACAGAAUAAAGAAGCGCUGCAAGAUGUGGAGGAUGAGACCCAGUGAGACCUUCACGGCCAAUACGAGACACCCCUCCCUCCCUACCCCUCCCCUCUCCGCCUGCUAGCCCCAGUUCCAACUAUGGUGUCAGUGAGAGCUCCCAAACUCGGCUUUUACGCUGAUGCCAACUCGCUCUUUUACCCCUUUUCUUGUUCACUAUCACUCUAUCCGUCUGUCAGUUCUUCUGGUUUUCCUUUUAUAAAAAAAUAAAGAUAAAAAUCGCCCAUUUCAUUGGAAAUAAUAACUUCUGCAUUUAAACACAAGAAAAUAUAAAAGCUAAAGCUUCAAGCUGUUCCUGGGUGUUACCUUUUUCCUUUUUUUAAUAUAUAUAUAUAACUCCUGUUGCAAGCCUGGCCAUGUAAGGGUCACGUCAUUUAUCUUCACAUUUUUUGUUUUCAUUUUUGCUGUGUCAUCAGUUGCCAAGUGUGCUUGCCUGAGGUCGUCAACGUUCACGCGCUCGCUGACUUGAUUUUUAAAACACAAAAGUUUGCUGUAACUCUUUUUCUAGAACUGAUUGAUGUCUUCGUGCUACUUUACUCUAAUCGUCUAAGCCUUUGGUCGCAAAUUAGGGAUGGUGGCGGCUUUUGACUGUUUUUAAAAGGGACAUAAAGCUUUUUAGAAGGAACGAAGUGCCCGUUGUGUUUCUCCUCUCUCAUUGCCAGACUCUUAUCAAUGACGAUAGCAGAACUUCCCCCGAGCAUCUCUUUCUUUGCGAUCACCACUCAGGUUCGAGGCUUGGACCACGCAUUGUUGUGCAGUCUGUAGCGCUGCUUUUGUACUGGUUGCUGACGUAUAGAGACGAUGGCUUGUAGCAGUGUUAAAAAAACAAAAAAGAAACAAGGAGCACGAAGUUUAUCCAUCUCUCUUAUGUAAGGUAAAGCAGGUUUGCAUUGGCACCGUAAAAAAACUUUGUUUAAAAAAAAAAAGAAACCUGCUUAUGUUAUCUUGUAUUGCCCCUCUGUUCCAGAAUGUUCUCUUUCUCCCUCUGUCCUGCCCCCUUAUUUUCUCUCUUCUGUUCAGUAUGUGUAGCUUGAAUCUGAUUUGUACUACUGGAUAUUCUGACUGGACCCACACACACCGUCUGUCUUCUUACUGAAACACAGCAUGGAAAUUAACAUUUAAACUUCAAAUAAAAAAAGAAACUUACAUUAAAA